AUGUCUGAAGACAAUACCUUAGCCAUUGAGACCAUAAAUCUCAAUUACGAAUUUGCCAAUCACCGAGUCGGACUAACGGAUAUUAACCUUGAGAUUCCAUGGGGAACUACCAACUUGCUUGUUGGGCCCAAUGGAGCCGGGAAGUCCACCUUAUUGAAGAUCUUAGCGGGCAAAAGCCUUAUUAAGAAAGGGUCAUUGAAACUAGGAGGGUUUGACCCCUUUGAGUUCAGUUCCGACAGGCACACUCACCGUAACUCCGAUAUCAACAGUUACAUUACUUAUUUGGGAACGGAAUGGGCUGCUAACUCCAUAGUGAAGAGAGAUAUCCCCGUGAAGAUUUUGAUUGCUUCUGUUGGAGGAGAUGUGUACAGUGAACGUCGAGAUGAGUUGAUUGAUAUCUUGGACAUUGAUUGUGAUUGGAGUAUGCAACAAAUUUCCGAUGGAGAACGCAGAAGAGUUCAAAUUUGUAUGGGACUAAUUAAACCUUGGAGACUCUUAUUAUUGGACGAGGUGACCAUUGAUCUAGACGUGAUAGUUAGAAGCAAAUUGCUAGAGUAUUUAAAGAGAGAAUGUGCCUUAAGAAGAUGUAGUGUUGUUUAUGCCACUCAUAUCUUUGACGGCUUAGGUAAGCAGUGGUGUGAUAGAGUGAUUCAUUUGGAUGAGGGUAAGAAGAAAGACGACAUUGUCAUCUCACAAAUCAGGUAUGUUGUGGCCAAGACAGAAGAUGAAAAGAGAGUUAAAAUCGACAACCAGGCUGUUUCGGUGCCCUUAGCAGAGACUUUGCAUCCACUAGCAUUACAUUGGUUAGCGGGUGAUUUGCUUGAACGUGGGUCACGUGAGGAGCAACGGCUUCGAAUGGAACAUGCAAGAAAGGGGUGGGAUAAUGAAAGAGAUGGAAGGUAUUUUGAUGCUGAUAGUGCAAAAUUAUCCAGUUAUUUCAUUAGCACCAGAAGUAAACCAGGACCAAGUUAA
Lizanozyma spartinae is the source of this 972-nucleotide messenger RNA. RefSeq names its product putative ATP-binding cassette family ATPase (gene CAF16). The record is from RefSeq and is a predicted model, not a curated record. Lineage: Eukaryota; Fungi; Ascomycota; Pichiomycetes; Serinales; Debaryomycetaceae. Gene Ontology annotation, molecular function: ATP hydrolysis activity; ATP binding. The transcript is spliced from 2 exons. Bases 1 to 972 code for a protein of 323 amino acids.